UAUUUCCUUCUGCAAGUUCGAACAACACAAGCCGUCGCAUACUUGUCAAAUUCCGUGUGGAUAUCGGCUGCGCUGCACUGACUUCCCUCACUCAAAUAUCAUUGUAUUACGAGCCUUGAGGAGUUAAAUUUUGGGUGCCGAGGCAAAUAGUUCGAGAUCUUUAAGUUAGGCGUGUUUUUCGAUCCUAAGACUUGUCUCAGUAGGGGGUAGAAUACGUCACCGCUUCUGUGUUGUAGCCAUUUUCGAGCGAACUCCCGAUGGCUAUUUGUUCCAAUCGCAGUUGAUCAAUAUGGCGACGAAAGGUGGAUUAUGUUUCUUUUUCAUGGUCUUCUUCGUCUUCCUUUACCUUCUAGCUCAAGCCCUAAGUCUAAGGUGCAGAUGUAGUACACAUAGCUGCCCUGGUGACCAUGACAAUGAAACUUGCACAACUGAGGGAAAGUGCUACAAGAAGGUGGAACCUGGUGUUGAUGACAGUUAUGAGCUCAUCACUUAUGGCUGCUUACCACCUGAUGAAAAGACCAGCAUGCAAUGCAACACACCGGAUCAUGUUCACAAGAAGCAACUGUCUAUGGAGUGCUGUCAAGAUGGUGACAUGUGUAACACAUUCUUAAAGCCCACUUUGCCAACAACUCCUAGUCCUACCACAG
Pocillopora damicornis (cauliflower coral) is the source of this 647-nucleotide messenger RNA. Its product is annotated as bone morphogenetic protein receptor type-1B. Gene Ontology annotation, biological process: cell surface receptor protein serine/threonine kinase signaling pathway; cellular response to growth factor stimulus; protein phosphorylation. The record is from RefSeq and is a predicted model, not a curated record. Gene Ontology annotation, cellular component: plasma membrane; signaling receptor complex. Gene Ontology annotation, molecular function: ATP binding; metal ion binding; transmembrane receptor protein serine/threonine kinase activity. Lineage: Eukaryota; Metazoa; Cnidaria; Anthozoa; Scleractinia; Pocilloporidae.